GUGGUAGAGCAACACUUGCCGGUUGCUGAAAAUUUUAAUUGUUUUUUUUUUCCGGUAUUAGCAUUAAGUUUAAAGUUUAUCAUUAGUAUGACGACGUGGGGCAAUAUCUGCCGCAUCUGCAGCAGCCCCGCAGACUACGAGAUAUUCGCCAAGAUUCCCACGUACUUGCACGGCUCCACAAACGAGUUUCUCAACUGGCAAAAGCCCAUAAACAUUCUGCUGGAGGAGACGACGGGCAUCAAAAACUCCACUGACGACGGGCUGCCACGCAACAUAUGUGCGCCGUGCAUCUCGUAUCUCAAGCAUGCCGUCACAUUCCGGGAGCAGUGCAUCAAGAACGCCCUGAGCCUGAAGCUGGCGGAGCUCUACCAGCAGAAGAGGGUCAACAUUUCGGAUGCGAACAAGAUAGACAAGGAGAGCGCCCUGUUCACGGCGGAGGAUCUGCGGUAUGUGGAGCAGAGGCCUGUGCACAAUCUUCUGCUGAACAACACCACCAAACUAGAGUCCUCCAAGGACAAAGUGCACAAGCGACUGCUCAAUCAGGCGGCUCCCCAGCUGGACGGCAAUGACGAGCAGAGGAUCCAGUACUUAAACGUGCUUUUCCACAAGCAGCAGCCUCACAACAGCAUGCCCAGGCACUCGCGAGAUAGCGAACUGCCAACGACCAGUCGUCAGAAUGACGAUGAAGAUGACGAUUAUGCGGUGGCCAGCUCCAGCGAUGACAACGAGGAGGCUGCGCUGCUGCGCAAGCACAAGAACUGCUACAACUACACCGAGACCAACUUCGAGGAGGACGAUCCCAUGGAGCAGGACCAGUUGCAGCUGCGCGACAUCAAGGUGAAUAUACCGGAGCCCAUGUGGAAGGAGCGCAAGUGUCCGGCAUGCUCCAAGCGCUUCAUGUUCGAGGACUCGCAGCAGUCGCAUCUGGACAACUGCGUCGAGUUCCAGUUCGUCACGUUUGUGACCGAGAUGACCAAGUUGCUGGAGAUUAGGCGACAGAAAAUGGUCUCGCCGCACGAGUUCAUCCGCCGCAUGAUAUUCGCACUGCACAAGACCUGCACCUGGCUUCAGGAACAUUCCAUAGACUCGCUUCUGGCCGAGAAGCUGCAUCAGGUAAAGGUGUCCAACGGUGAAAAGACAGCUGAGCCGCCAAUUUCUAUAGAAAUACCCGAUCCCCGCCCGGUGAUGGAACCACUAUUCGACUUUGCCAGCGGAACAACGACUCCGAUCACGGAGGAAAACAAUGUGCUGUACGCCAUUGAGCGUUCUGAGAGCCGUCACUCGCAGGGCACGCCCACGGUGAAGAAACCCAUUCCCAUUCGCGGUAAGACGGCGGUGAGAAUUGGGCUAGACAAGCACAGAGAGAGGGCUACGUUCCUCGAAAAACUUCAACGGGCCGCAGUCUCUCCUGGCACAGUUUCGAAAGGGCCAGCGCCGGUUUUCUCAGCACGCUGCGGGCAGUGCAAUUUAGUAUUUGACUCUGUCUCCGAACUGGAGGUACACAAUCACAAUGUCCACAGGGGCAACGAACUGAAUGCCGAAGACGAAGCCAAACGGCGUCAAAUAAUCGCCCUCUUUGAGGAUGAUAUUUAGGUUUUACAAAG
This is a messenger RNA of Drosophila teissieri, 1604 nucleotides long. RefSeq lists its product as uncharacterized. The record is from RefSeq and is a predicted model, not a curated record. Gene Ontology annotation, molecular function: zinc ion binding. Gene Ontology annotation, cellular component: nucleus. Lineage: Eukaryota; Metazoa; Arthropoda; Insecta; Diptera; Drosophilidae.